Messenger RNA from Toxorhynchites rutilus septentrionalis, 6689 nucleotides. It is a transcript of the gene spri, whose product is annotated as protein sprint. Gene Ontology annotation, biological process: signal transduction; vesicle-mediated transport. The record is from RefSeq and is a predicted model, not a curated record. Bases 579 to 5285 code for a protein of 1568 amino acids. The transcript has 17 exons. Gene Ontology annotation, molecular function: guanyl-nucleotide exchange factor activity; small GTPase binding. NCBI's taxonomy places the organism in Eukaryota, Metazoa, Arthropoda, Insecta, Diptera, Culicidae. Gene Ontology annotation, cellular component: cytosol; endocytic vesicle.
AGUUGCAAUUGGAUUUCGACACGAAUAGGCAGCGGAACACGGACAAUUCCUCACUGCUAGCAGUUCCUUUCAGCGCAAAACUUUCACUACAAUUGGAUUGGCGAAUUACCUGUGUUUCGAUUACAAGUUUUGUGAAUAUCUAUCGUGCGCACGGGAUAGUCGAGAUGUUUGUGGUUUCGGGUUCGAGUUUUUAGCGUGUUCUAUUUUUAGUGCGGUGAAAUGAUGGGGAAAGGAUGCCACUGACACGAAAUUGUCGUCUAGUGACAAUUAAUGAUGGGGCUACCCGAAGAGUUUUUUUUUGUGAAUCAGAGAAGUUGAGCGAGGAGUUUGUGUGUUGGUGUAAAUCUCGACGAAUUUAAAGUCGCGAAGUGUUUGUGUGUAUAUAUUUUUAUUCAUCCCUAGCUCCUAUAAUUUCUAAUUGUGGUAAUAGUGAUGUGUGGGAGAAAAGAUAAAGCAGAGCUGCAACAAGGCCAUCUAUGUUGAUAGGAUGGCGCAUAGAGUGUGAUUGUAAAAGUUGCUAAUGAAGUGGGAUUAGGCGCUUGGAAAGAAGGAGAUUAACAACUACAUACAGCUUAGAAAUGCAGGAAGGUGGUAACGUGUUGAAUAGCAGUUCUUAUCCCACGGAUACGCGUAAUGGCAACGAUAUCGAUCUGAAUACGAGUGAAAAGUCUUUCCAAGAUAUAAUCAAUGAAUGUGUCAGAAACAAGCAGAACAGUGCGAAUAUAGGCACUCAGCUCAGUGGUGAUAAAAAUAUACGACCUGCCUCCUUGCCAGUAACAAAAUGUUUCAAUUAUAACGAAGACGGUGGUAGUGGUAAAUUGGACACUGAAUGUGAAUUAAGCUCACAAGAAUUAAAACAGUCGCAAGCUGAUGCGGCAUUCCUUAGUCCGAGCGAAGGUCAAUUCUGGAAGCGCUAUGCUGAGGUUUCAAAAUUCCGAAAAGAUACCAAUAGUAGCGGUGGUGAUUGUUCCGCGAGGAAUCGUCGAAGAUCCGACACAACGUUCAUGUUAGCGAAGCAAAGAUUAUCUUCAUUUAACGUUGAAGGACAAAGAACGCAUGCUGAAACAAUGGACGAUGACUUAGCACCGCUUUUGCCAAGCAAAAGAGAACUAUCUCAGGAAGAUAUAUAUCAAUCACAGACCUCGCUAGUGUCCAGCUCAGAGGGUGGGAUACUAGCGGAAGGCGAGGAAACAUCGAGCGAGUCCCAGGUGUCAGAUAACUCGCGUAGCCCAGCAUGCGUUUUAGGGUUAGUUGAGCGACUGUUGAGAACACACCCGGUAUGGUUUUUGCCGGGGAUACAACGCUCCGGCGCCGUACAUCUGCUGCAAGGAAAAGAGGAAGGGAAUUUCAUCGUACGGGGAUCUAGCCAAUCGAAAACAAUGGCGGUGUCCGUCCGUUUGCCUCCGGACACGGGGCCUUACAUCGAACACUACCUCAUCCAAUCUAACGAAGGCUUGCUGAGCCUGGAGAGCUCUCGGUUUAAGUUCGAUUCCAUACCUUUACUUAUUGCGCAUUACUCCCAGUGUUGUGAUGAACUUCCCGUUCAACUGUGUCUUCCCAAGGCGCUUAGAGAGGCAAAAAACCGGCAGCAGCUUUCAUCGCUGGCACUACUGGGCCAAGAGUUUUGGCGCUACCCAAUGGCAUCGCCCAAACCCAAAACGAUAUUCUCUGCAAACUCUAGUCAUUUAAACACCCCUUCGGAUGCAACUCAAUCUAGCGGUAUAGGACUUACAUUGAACAAUAAGAAUCUGACAAGUUUCAAUACGUUCGGUCAGGAAAGCAACACAAAUUUCAUGGGACCGGGUGAAACACCCACGGAUACAAUUUCCACUUUGAGCAGCUUCACCGUCGGUCACGGUCAUCAACUGCUGAGCCCCGAAUCGAUCGAUAGUGCCGUUGUAAUUUCCCCAAUGGAUGCGAACCAGAAUGGUAUCAUUGGAAAAACCAGCACUUUCAAAUCGAAGCGACCGCUUCCCUCACCAACGGUCGCUUCGUACGAUGUCGAGAAGCAGAUCGAGAUAUUCAAUGCAAACUUGUUUGCGAGCAGUAGCAGCAGUCACGAUUCGAAGCAAAGUCAAGUAAGCGAAACGGUGAAUUCUGGUACACUGGAGCGACAGCUGAAGACUCCCCGGCCCACGCCACCGAAUACACUUAAUAUUAAACCGAUACGGAGCCCUCCUGCCCCACCUGCUCGGCGUUUGAAACCAACAAGUGGUAUUAGCACCCCAAACGAUUCCAGUCAGAUGUUUUCCAAUAAUAUUACUGUUACAACGACGGUAACGUUCAGCGUAGAUAAUCACACCAACGCGCAGAUCAUCGAACUAGUGUCUCCGACGGAGAAUAACAGAAGCUUUGCAACGUUCCAGACCACAUCGAAACGUCUUCCACCGGAUGGAGAGUGCCACAUUCCUUGUUCUUACAUCAAGAACGCGUCGGAAGCGGACGAAAGGGUUUCCGACUCCGAAAACAAUUUUCUAGCGGUACAGUCCCCACUAAGCAAUAAUUAUAACAAUAACAGCAAUGGUCUCUCGUUCCGUAAACAUUCGAGUUCCAGUGUACUGCACACAAGCCGUACCAGUAGGAGGAGCAAGCGAAAGGAAUCGAAACACUAUCAGGUGGGUGAUUGCUUUAAGGAGUCUGAUAUUCUGGAAUCCCCUUCAGUAUACUGCAGAAGUAAUUUAGGUGAUAAAAUUAGUGAUUAUGAGGACAUUUGGACGCAAGAUAACAACGGAAAUACUACUUUGGUAAAAGUCGAUAAAGUUUCCACGUUUAAACCAGCACAGGACAAAACAGCCGAAUUCUUGCCUCCCGGGUGCUCAUCUCAAGAUAACAAUAAGCCGUCGAUCAACGAUCAAUCUGUCAAUGCAACCUUUCAUGAUCUUCCAAAACCGUCGACAGUGUCUUCAUUCAGCACGGAUAACAUUAUCCACUUGAGGCAACACAGAGAUCCCAGCAGUGACCGAAGCACUCCGACCGAGUUGCAUCGCAACGUGUUGAAAACGUUUUCGCCAAUUCCAUCACAGGAAAAACCACUGUCCAAUCCAAUGUUGGAGCCACGGUAUCGGAUGGGUCUUUGUUUUCCGAAUGUGAUCAAUCGAUGCGAUGUGAAUGGCAAUGAUGGCAGAACCGUUACGCCUCCGUUGGGCAGUGCUGCGGUGUCUAGCAAACAGGACAGCCCAUUCUAUGCGGAUCCUGCGGACGUAUUGAAUAGUAUUGUGCGAAGAAGUCCGUUCCACAGAUCUACCAUGCUCGCCAGCAAUCAGAGACAUUCGGAACCUCCGAAGCAACUGCUUUCGGGCAUGGACACUCAGUCCCCGCUAAUGUGGGCCUCGGUGGAGCAGGAUAUUAAACAUAAGAAUCAGCUAGCGGCAUCGCUCGAUGAGCUGAAAACUCCCAGAGGAGGUGGUGGUAAUCAGCACAAGUUUAUGGACAAACUACAGUUUGAGCGCCUGUCGCUUGAGCAAACAGAAAACAACGAUUAUGAUAACGACCUGCGCUGGUUGAACGACCAAGUAUCGAAGUCGGAACCGGUGGGCCAGAAGAAUGUGAAGAUACUGCCCCCGAACCCAGAGCCCGAUAAUCGAACAGUGACUGUUCAUCAAAUAAUUGCCAAGAGAUUGCCACAUCUUGACUUGCCGGAAAUUCCUGGAAUCAACGCGGUCAAUUUCGGCGAGACAAAGGACAACGUGGAAAACGGCGGCACGCUGACCAGAACGCAACGUAAAUCUGCCUAUGAUAAUGUUGAGAAGCAAACGGCAGGGUACGCCUCGUCCAUAGUUAAUAGUGCUCAGUCAGACGAUGGUACUGUUUUUUCCGAACCAUGGGACAGCUCCCAGUGGGAUAGUUAUCUACCACAACAAGAUAAUAAUGCCGAUACAAUGCCAGUAGGUGAAGCCCAUUCGGGUAAAGUGAGCGAGCGAUGCGAAUCACGAAACGAUCUGACGUCUUACAACAGUAUGUCGCUCCGCCGGGAUGUCAGGAUAAAGAGAUCGAACUCUUCGCAAAAAGUUGCGACCAUCCUUCGCUCCCGAAGUUGUCGGGAUCGUGAAAUACUCUGCCACCCUCGCAAUAAGACUGUUUUCAGCGGCCCCGGUGAAACUAUCGGAACGUACGCUCUGUCGUUGGCCGAUGACACGGAAUCAACAUUCUCUCGAAAUAUAUCAAACUUCAUAUCAUGCACCAAAGAAUCGAAAGCCGCUCCGCAGGUUAUGAUGCGAAAUAUGCGACAGUUUAUGAGCGGCAUGAAAAAUUAUCUCGUGAAGCACGGCGAAGGAGAAUUUGCCAACGAGGUGCAGAAAGCUCGCUCCCAGCUCAAAUCGGACGAGUUUCUCAACCUUGACUCGAUUCUGGAGGAGGUAAUGCAUCGGCUAGUGAUUCUGCCCUUGCGUGAGCAUCUGUAUGGGCUAUUUGUGGACUAUUACACACAAUCGGGCGACAUACAGCGGCUGGUGGAGAAGGUGAAGCAAACCUCCGGUCGGGGACCGAUGGUGUUUGGAAUAAAGAUAAAUCUGUACGUGUGGCAACACUGGUUACAGGGUGCUAACAAUAAAGGUCGACAAAGAGAAAAUUUGAACACCGUGACGCCGCCCAACCCAAGUGCUUUGCGGCAAAUUUCCUCGCUGUUCGUGCGCCUACAGGAGACAGAGCUACCACUGGAGAAGCUCGAUAUUCUGCUGACGGCUGUGUCGACCAUUUUCGAAGCAACCAACUGUUGCAACGGGCAACAGUUAAGUGCGGAUGAUUUCCUACCAGUAUUAGUGCUAGUGGUCGCGCACUGCGGUUUCAUUGGGGCUGAAAUCGAGGCCGAGUACAUGUGGGGAUUGAUUCAGCCAUCGUUACUCAGCGGUGAGGCUGGCUACUACCUGACAGCGCUCUGCAGUGCCGUGCAUGUGCUGAAGAACUUCUCCCUGCACGAGCACGAGGGAAUCCCGGGUUCGAUGGAACAAGUGUCAUCGGCAAUACCGGAGUGUUCAUCUGUGCUGAGAGUGAUUAUACCUGACGAAUACAACGGCUCCAUUCAGACGCGUACUUUACCGAUCAGACCUCAUACAACGACGAAAGAGGUGUGCCGAAUUAUUGCUCAUAAAGCUCGGAUCACCAACGCGCAGGAUUAUGGGCUUUUCAAGUUGAUUGAUGGAGAAGAAACUCUUUUACAAGAUAACGAGUGUCCGCAAGAUGUGCGGAUGGCUGCAUGUGGUAAACACUGUAUGAUUGCCUACAAGCGGGUGGACGCGAAAAUUGCCUGGCCUACGGUUAUGCCAACGACCCUGACUGAUAAUCAAUAGCAUUACGGAUAGUCUCAGAAUACAUAUUUUAUUUAUUUGACGUAUAAGUAUGGUUUCGUACAAUGAUUACAAAACAAUAGCUGAAAACUGUGACAAAUAAUAAGGAUAUAUAUAUUUAUGUUAGUAUUGCUCAGACUCCAACAUUGCAGCAUCGAUUCUAUUCCCGCACUUCCCGCUAGCAACGGUUUCGAGUGAUGCUUGCCGAUUAAAUUUCGCGUUGGCGUUGUUGGGGAGAUUUCGUUGUCGCAUUUGUACUCUUCUUCGCCCCGAAACAUUUCAACUAUAUAUAUAUGUAGUGUGGUCCAAGUUAUUCAUAUUAGAAUAAAGCCAAUCAUUUAACUGCGCAGAAGGAGAGAAUGGGAACUAAAGCAAACAUAUACGACUGACUCAUUUUGUGACCACUCUCUAUCUCCGACGAUUUUUGACUGUAUCAAUAUUGUGGAUGAGUUAACAAUCAAUAGUGGGGAAACAUUGACUUAAUUUGAACUCGGAACUAAUCAUGAUUGGAGAUGGUUACAGGUUUUUAAUCCGUUUGCGUUGGAUACAACCUUUACUCAAGUUACGAACAAACGGCAUAACGCAGAACCUAGAAGGGUAACGCCCUGUAACGUAUCGAUUUGGAAACGAAUCUUAACAUGUUAUCGGCUCAAAUCAAGUGUUCACAUUAUAAGAUUUUUCAUUUAUUAUCAAAUGUAGAUAAAAGAAAAGGUAUUGAAUCAUUUGAUGAAACUGCACCAACCUGAUUCAACUGUUUGUUCCGAGCGAACCAUCAUACUCUCACUAAAACUAUCCUGAAGUACUUAUACGAUAAAACAGCGAAAAAGUACAUCCGUGAAAAAAAGCCACUCAUCAUGCGUAUAGUCCAUUAUUUUCGUAGCGGUUUUAAGUUAUUUGUGGUUUUCCUCUCGUAAAAAAAAUCAUUCAUAUAACAAUCACCCUCAGUCAUGAAAUGACUCAAAUUUAGCGAAAUAUGUUGCCAAAAAGAAAAAAAAAGAAUCUACUAAUAAGAGCUAUUUCCUACCUAAGCUACGAUAAUUCUUACUAAGCAAAAAUUGCACCCGACAAUCUUAUCGAAGCAGUAUCGACGUUUUGUGAUCAUUAUAACUAACGUAACUAAACUAAAACUUCCAACCAAGGACCAAGUCAGCAAACGAGUCCCUCUACCCGCGUUAAAUCUGUUUUAAACUUUAUCAUUUAACCACUUCCUAGUCAGAGGCAAGAAAAGAAGAAAAAGAAUAAGAUCGUUUUAUUUGGCUAUAACGUCUCUAUUCGUGUUUUGUUGAGCGCUUGUUAGCUCAUUUUUACCAUUCUAUUUGUUUUAAUAACUUAUAAGUCGAGUGAGAAACUCUACGUGAAAAAAAAGAACUGUGUGCAACUUUCGAAAUCUAAUUUCACCUGAAUCCA